AUGGCGGGGACUGGAGUUUUUGCUGAGAUUAUUGAUGGGGAUGUGUUCAAGUACUAUGCUGAUGGAGAAUGGAAGAAGUCUGGCUCUGGGAAAUCUGUUGCUAUUAUAAAUCCAACUACAAGAAAAACCCAGUACAAAGUUCAAGCUUGUUCACAAGAAGAAGUUAAUAAGGUGAUGGAGAGUGCAAAGGUUGCACAAAAGUUGUGGGCGAGAACACCGCUCUGGAAGCGCGCGGAGCUGCUUCACAAGGCAGCUGGCGUUCUUAAAGAACAUAAAGCCCCAAUUGCAGAAUGUCUGGUCAAAGAAAUUGCAAAACCAGCAAAAGAUGCUGUAUCUGAGGUUGUAAGAUCUGGAGAUCUGGUGUCUUAUUGUGCGGAGGAAGGUGUAAGAUUAUUGGGCCAGGGUGCAUUCUUAACAUCUGAUAGUUUUCCGGGUAACGAGAGAACUAAAUACUGCCUCGUUUCUAAGAUUCCGCUAGGUGUUGUUUUAGCGAUCCCUCCAUUCAACUAUCCUGUGAAUCUUGCUGUCUCCAAAAUUGGACCGGCCUUGAUAGCUGGAAACUCUAUAGUGCUUAAGCCUCCAACUCAGGGUGCUGUUGCUGCCCUUCAUAUGGUGCAUUGUUUCCACUUAGCCGGUUUUCCCAAAGGUCUAAUCAGCUGUGUCACAGGAAAAGGAUCUGAGAUUGGUGAUUUCCUCACCAUGCAUCCUGGUGUGAACUGUAUCAGCUUCACAGGUGGUGACACUGGUAUUGCAAUCUCCAAAAAGGCUGGAAUGGUCCCAUUACAAAUGGAGCUUGGUGGAAAAGAUGCGUGUAUUGUACUAGAGGAUGCUGAUCUAGAUUUGGUGGCCGCAAACAUUAUCAAAGGAGGCUUUUCUUACAGUGGUCAAAGGUGCACUGCUAUUAAAGUUGUCCUGGUGAUGGAGUCGGUGGCUGAUGAUCUUGUUGAAAAAGUAAAGGCCAAAGUGGCAAAAUUGAAAGUCGGUCCUCCUGAAGAUGAUUGUGAUAUUACUCCAGUCGUCUCCGAGUCAUCUGCAAACUUUAUUGAAGGUCUCGUGAAGGAUGCUAAAGAGAAAGGUGCAACAUUUUGCCAGGAGUACAAGAGGGAAGGCAAUCUUAUCUGGCCAUUGUUGUUAGAUCAUGUCAGACCAGACAUGAGAAUAGCUUGGGAAGAGCCUUUCGGGCCUGUUUUACCCGUCAUUAGGAUUACAUCUGUUGAAGAAGGAAUCCACCAUUGCAAUGCCAGCAAUUUCGGCCUCCAGGGAUGUGUAUUCACCAAAGAUAUCAACAAAGCUAUGCUGAUUAGUGAUGCUAUGGAAACGGGAACUGUGCAGAUUAACUCUGCUCCAGCUCGUGGUCCUGAUCAUUUUCCAUUCCAGGGCAUCAAGGACAGUGGAAUCGGAUCACAAGGCAUCACCAACAGUAUAAACAUGAUGGUUAAGGUCAAGAGCACUGUGAUUAACUUGCCUAGCCCAUCAUAUACAAUGGGCUAA
Oldenlandia corymbosa var. corymbosa is the source of this 1491-nucleotide messenger RNA. The record is from the annotation of a GenBank genome assembly. Lineage: Eukaryota; Viridiplantae; Streptophyta; Magnoliopsida; Gentianales; Rubiaceae.